AUGAGCGGCGUCACACUUCCCCCACCAACCCACCGCCAGCGCGCGCUCCCACAAGGCGAACUCGAAGCCGCCUCAACACUCAAGCUCGGCGCGGACCAGAAUACGCAUACUUUGUCCCUUUCGGAAGCCCGCCUGGUUAUUAACAAGGUGCUUGAGAAUAAGCGGCGGGGUGGGAAGAAAUAUGAGGAGCCUGAAAAUUUGACAAAAACACUCGACUACCUCGAGGUCUUUGCGCGUUUCAAGGAUGAAGAAAACAUCAAGGCUGUUGAACGGUUGUUAAAUUCGCAUACGGAGUUGGAGAUGUUCGAACGGUCCCAGCUAGGAAGUCUAUGCUGCGAUAAUGCAGAGGAAGCGAAGUCGCUUAUCCCCAGUCUACAGCACAAGAUCUCGGAUGGGGACUUGCAGGAGCUGCUGGAUGAGCUGACCAAGUUGAGAAACUUUACAGAGUAG
Molecule: messenger RNA, 450 nt
Organism: Aspergillus calidoustus
Lineage: Eukaryota; Fungi; Ascomycota; Eurotiomycetes; Eurotiales; Aspergillaceae
Source: the annotation of a GenBank genome assembly